GGAAUUCUGGCGUCCCCCCUCCACCCCCAAGCCUGUCAUGGAGUCUCAACUGAAGCAGGCCAAGAAGUGCCUGCCGAUGUACUCCCCCCCUGUGCCGCCCAUCGGCCUGGAGAAGCUCAUGGAAGGCGGGACUGGGGCAGGUGGGACUGGUGGGUUUGCUGGGUUUGGUUCGGGAGGUGGGUGGGGGUUGGGUGCAGGCUGGUGGGGUGCGGUGGAGAGAGCUGGGGGGGAGAGGAAGGAGGGGACGGGAGAGGCGGGGUGGCUGUCGUUUGAAGGGUUGGUGGAUGUGGCACGGGGGAUGAUGUGGGGGGGAGGAGGGGAUGGAGGUGGGGAGGGGGCGAAGGAGGAAAAAGAAAAUAUUUUGGGUACAGCUUUAGGGAAAAGUAUGGGGGAUCAGGAUGAAGAGGGAGAGGCAGUGGAAGGAGAAGAGGAGGGAUUGGCUGCAGGAGAGGAAGGGAAAUGUUUUGAGAAAGGUGGUGAGGAGGGAGAUAGUGGGGGAAUUGCAGGAGAGGGAGGAGCGAAGGGAGGCGGGUGA
Molecule: messenger RNA, 535 nt
Organism: Closterium sp. Naga37s-1
Lineage: Eukaryota; Viridiplantae; Streptophyta; Zygnematophyceae; Desmidiales; Closteriaceae
Source: the annotation of a GenBank genome assembly